ACUGAGUCAAAUGUCACAAAUUUUGACAGCUCUGAAACAAUGUGCGUUCUGAUUUGUUAUUUUGCGGUUUGCGAAGAUUCGACCAAGUAGAGAUCGUCUUAUUGAAGAAAACGUAAAUUUGAUCUGCUUAAUCAACAAUGUCACACAAAGCUAAUGGAUUCACUGUGGUAAAUCUGAAACACCGGAGCGAUAGACCUACUUGUCAUCAAAUAUUCAUCAAAGAAUACACCUCAAAGAACGUCCACACUAAACUUCCGGAACAGCGAACACUUCUUAUAUUGAACGUACCUCCAUAUGUGCAGGAAAACGAACUGAAACAUGCGUUCCAACGCAUUGGCGAAAUUGAGGAGGUGUACCUCGGCAGCGAUUUGAAUGACCUGCCAUCAAUGGAUGACGAUAGUAUCACUGACAGCAAGUAUUUCAAUCCAAAGAAACCGAUCGACAAAUUCAAAUGUGCCUGGCUCGUGUUCAAGGCCAGUCGAUCGCUUCGAGCUGCAUUAAAGGAGCAGGAAGUUGUGCUGUACGAGAACGAUCGGACGAUAUUGGUGACUGGAUUGGAUAGAUGGAUGAGCGAGUACACGAAUGGUAUUGUGAUCGAAAAGGACCUGGAGGCUGAGGUGAACAAGUACAUGAAUGUGUUUGAGGUGGACGAGAUGAGGGAGAAGGAGGACGAGAAACGUGUGGAAGUCGACGAGGAUGGUUGGACGGUCGUCAAGAAAAGUGGUCGAAAUGCAGGAUUCCAGCAGAAAGAGUCGGUCAUUGCAAAAAUUGAAGAUAAAAUUGCGUCCAGGAAGUCGAAGAAGGAGCUGGCGAAUUUCUACACUUUCCAGAUUCGUGAAUCGAAGCAGCGACACAUUGUUAGCAUGAGGAAAAGGUUCGAGUCAGACAAAAGAAAGGUCGAGCAAAUGAAGAAAGAGCGAAAAUUCAAACCACUAGCACCGUUAAAGCAAUAAAAGACGCGGGUUUCGUUAAGUUUU
Molecule: messenger RNA, 977 nt
Organism: Bradysia coprophila
Lineage: Eukaryota; Metazoa; Arthropoda; Insecta; Diptera; Sciaridae
Product: ribosomal RNA-processing protein 7 homolog A
Biological process (GO): rRNA processing; ribosomal small subunit assembly
Cellular component (GO): CURI complex; UTP-C complex
Molecular function (GO): nucleic acid binding
Source: RefSeq, a predicted model, not a curated record